Elaeis guineensis (African oil palm) is the source of this 774-nucleotide messenger RNA. The record is from RefSeq and is a predicted model, not a curated record. NCBI's taxonomy places the organism in Eukaryota, Viridiplantae, Streptophyta, Magnoliopsida, Arecales, Arecaceae.
AUGGGUUGGAGAGUGGUUCUAGUGACAAUGCUCGAGGAAAAUUCUGUGGUCCCUAAGAAGCCUUACUUCUUCCCGAAUUGGCUGGAGAAGGAGUUGCUGAUGGUGAUCGAGAUGGCACCGGGGCAGGAAGAGCAAGGAAGGCGGGGGAAAAGGAUGGAAGUGAAUACUCCAAGCAUGAUCAUCGUCUUCGUCCCCUUGUUGCUGUGUGUGUUGGUCCCAGAGAUCUUUCAGCCUCUGACCGCAACUGCUGUGUCCACCCAGCGUGGAAACAAUGCAACCCACUGGUACUCGCUCCUCGCCUUCAGGUCCCUAAUUUCUGAUGAUCCACUGAGCCUCACGGGAGGCAUCCCACCUUCUCUUGGGAACCUCUCCUUUCUGGAUGCUCUUGCUCUCGAGAGUAAUGAUCUCCAUGGAGUCAUCCCACCUUCACUCGGCAACCUAUCCAACCUGCUCGAUCUUGCUGUCUAUAAUAACAAUCUAUCCGGAGUCAUACCACCUUCUUUGGGGAGCCUCGCCUUGCUGAAUAGCCUUGAUCUCUCGUUUAACAGCCUCACGGGGGGCAUCCCACCUUCUCUUGGGAACCUCUCCUUUCUGGAUGCUCUUGCUCUUGAGAGUAAUGAUCUCCAUGGAGUCAUCCCACCUUCACUCGGCAACCUCUCGAACCUGGUCCAUCUUGCUUUGUAUAAUAUCAAUCUUUCUGGAGUCAUACCACCUUCUUUUGGGAGGCUCUCCUUGCUGAAUACCCUUGAUCUCUCGUAUAACAGCCUCACGUGA